AAUCGGUUAGUCGCAAUGAAGGUGGUGUGCAUAAUCCUUUUGUUUGUUAUUGCCGCUGAUAUUUCAAGUGCUACAGAGUUAGCGAAAACCAAAGGCGAUGCCGGAAGUCCAGAAAAAUUGGGACUUAAGUUUCCCAAGUUUAUCUCUAAGCCCAAAAAUUUCGCCUUGAAACUCCUGAGGAUUUGCAAUCAAUAUAUUACAAACACUCUUAAAAAUACUGAGUCUAGCACAGCGAUAAAUGACGAAAAAGUGGACUUCAAGAACUGUACAUUUUACUGUAAAUAUAAUAUUAACAAUGGCAAUUAUAUUACUGUAACAUUGCCAAUGCCACCCGAAACGCCCUGCGGACCGCAAAAUCAGACAUGCGCCCAAAAAGAUAAAUGUGUGGGGGACGUACCAGGAUGUUAGCGUGCCCACGUCUCCUCUACAAUACUUACA
Molecule: messenger RNA, 438 nt
Organism: Ixodes scapularis (black-legged tick)
Lineage: Eukaryota; Metazoa; Arthropoda; Arachnida; Ixodida; Ixodidae
Exons: 5
Coding region: 16-408 (130 amino acids)
Source: RefSeq, a predicted model, not a curated record